AUCGGGUUCAUUCAGGAGGGCGACUGUUCAGUUUUCCAGUUUGCAGCUGAAGAGGGCCGACUGGACGACGGCGACACACCGACGCAUUUGUCGAUGUUUUAAGUUGAAUAUUGGAUCCUGUUUUCUCAGCUUUCCACCCCGCAAAGGCCAACAGUGCACAGUUGUCAUGGCGGAGGCCCACCAGGCAGUGGCCUUCCAGUUCACUGUCACCCCGGAGGGCAUUGAUCUGCAGCUGUCUCAUCAGGCCCUCACUGAGAUCUACCGCUCAGGACUCCGCUCUUGGAAGAAGCGUAUCAUUAGACUCAAGAACAGCGUGAUCACAGGAGUGUAUCCUGCCAGCCCUUCCUCCUGGCUCUUUGUGGUCAUAGCCAUCCUGGCCACUAUGUACACGCGCUCCGACCCCUCCAUGGGACUCAUAGCCAAGAUACAAGAGCACCUGCCUGUCAGCCAGUCCAUGAGCACCCAGUGCCAGACGGUGGUGUCGGCGGUGCUCUUCAGCACCUUACUGUGGCUCUUGCUCAUCUUCACCAUGCGCCUGUGCCUCAAGCAGCUCCUCUCCUACCACCGCUGGAUCUUCGAGCAACACGGCAAGAUGUCCACCACCACCAAAAUCUGGGUGGCACUGGUGCGCAUCUUCUCUGGCAGAAAGCCUCUGCUCUACAGUUACCAGGGCUCAUUGCCAAACCUGCCUGUGCCGGCCAUCAAGGACACGCUCAAGAGGUAUUUGGAGUCGGUGCGUCCGCUGAUGGAUGACACCAAGUAUGAACGAAUGACCAAACUGGCUGGCGAGUUCGAGAGCCGCCUUGGAAAUCGCCUGCAGUGGUACCUCAAACUCAAAUCUCUCUGGGCUGCCAACUAUGUCAGCGACUGGUGGGAGGAAUAUGUCUACUUGCGAGGAAGAAGCCCCAUUAUGGUCAACAGUAACUAUUACGGCAUGGACUUCCUGUAUGUGACCCCCACACCCAUCCAGGCAGCCAGAGCCGGCAACACCAUCCACGCAAUGUUCCUGUACCGCCGCAAACUCAGCAGAGAAGACCUCAAACCUAGUCGUAUACCCGGUACUGUCAUUCCUCUGUGUGCGGCUCAGUGUGAGAGGAUGUUCAACACCACACGCACUCCUGGAGAGGAGACGGACACCGUGCAGCACUGGCAGGACAGCGAUUAUGUAGCCGUAUACCACAGAGGACGCUACUUUCGGCUCAGAGUGUACCAGGCGGGCAGACUCCUGUCCCCAAGGGAGAUCGAAUUCCAGAUUCAGAGGAUCCUUGAUGACUCUUCCGCACCCUGCACGGGAGAAGCGAAACUUGGCGCUCUGACUGCCGGUGACAGAAUUCCUUGGGCGCAAGCCAGGAGCAAGUACUUCAGCAGCGGUAUCAACAAGCGCUCACUGGACUGCAUCGAGAAAGCCGCAUUCUUUGUGACCCUUAAUGACGACGAGCAGGGCAUGAUGGGAGAUGACCCAUCGGAGAGUCUGGACCGCUAUGCUAAGUGCUUGUUGCAUGGGAAAUGUUACGACAGGUGGUUCGAUAAGUCUUUCUCGGUGGUCUUCUUCAAGAACGGUAAGAACGGUAUCAACGCGGAGCACUCAUGGGCUGACGCGCCGGUGAUCGCGCACCUGUGGGAGUACGUCGUGGCCACGGACUCUUUCCAGCUCGGUUACAAUGGCGAGGGUCACUGCAAAGGGGAUGUGGACCCAUCGCUAGCACAACCUCUGAAGCUCACCUGGGAAAUACCUCCAGAGUGCGAGAAGCAGAUCUGUCAGUCCCUGGCAGUGGCCCAAGCCCUAGCUGACGACAUCGACUUUCACAUUCUAUCUUUCCGAGACUUUGGCAAGGGAAAGAUCAAGAAGUGUCGAGUCAGUCCGGACGCCUUCAUUCAGGUGGCACUUCAGUUGGCCUACUUCAGGAAUCGGAAAACGUUUUGCCUGACCUAUGAGGCCUCCAUGACCCGCCUGUUCAGGGAGGGCAGAACUGAGACCGUUCGCUCCUGCACCAGUGAGAGCAGUGCCUUUGUCAAAGCGCUCGUGGGCGGAGAGUCAGCUGACGUAUGCAGGCGUCUGUUCCGCGCGGCAUUCGAAAAGCACCAGAACCUUUAUCGCAUGGCAAUAACUGGCGCCGGCAUCGACAGACACCUCUUUUGCCUAUACGUCGUGUCCCAAUACCUCGGAGUGGAGUCACCUUUCUUGAAAGAGGUGCUGUCAGAAACCUGGAGGCUGUCCACCAGUCAGACAUCUCUCCAGCAGGGGGAGCUGUUUGACUUAGUGAACCACCCUGAGUACAUUUCCUGCGGGGGAGGCUUUGGUCCGGUGGCUGACGACGGUUAUGGGGUGUCUUACUACAUUUUGGGAGACAGCCUGAUCAACUUCCACAUCUCCUGCAAGCACUCUUGUCCCGACACUGAUGCCCAUAAGUUCGGUGCUCAGAUCACAAAAGCCUUGCACGACCUGCUGGAGAUGAUGAGCCCCGGCCAGAGAGAGCCCAGCAAAACCGAGGACAAUUGGCCUGAGGUCAAGAAAAACCUGUAGACGCUUCCUCAGGAGAAAGACAACAGAUGCUUGAAGGGAAGAUGUUUUACCACCAUUACUGUAUGAGGCAAGAGUGGACAUGUUCUCAUGUUGAGGAGAAAAAACAAUAAGUCAGCAAUCUAAGCAGCUUGAUCAAAAGACAGCUCAGUUGAAGGAAAUCUGUACAAGUGAGCUGAUGUUUUCCUACAUACAUUUAUAUAUUUGCUGCGGAUGGCCACAGGUUAACGUGUUAUUCAGUUUCAGUAUGACGUAAUACUCCUUUUUUUUUUUUUCUUUCUUUUAAGUGACUAUAUACUUAAGAAGUUGACAAAUAUUAUUUUUUAUUUUUUUUAAUAAAGGGGCAUGUUUAUGUUUUGAUACCAUUGCUCUUUUGUGUAUGUUUGCCUGGAUGUACACACACACACACACAAACACAGGCACUUGAAACAUUCCUUCACUUGCCUUGCACUACAGUAAAAUGUCGUAGUGGUUCUUUCUGUGCCAAAGGCUUUUGUUUUUUAAAUGCAUUCAGGUUAUCCAGCAGGCAUUUUAAAUGAUGGUUAAGCACGUUCACUCGUUUUAUGUAUAAAUAUGUGUUGUUUUCUUAAUGUCUGCAUUUCUAUAAACGCACCAUAACAAUGCAACUUACGUUUUUAAACGUGUGGGUCAAAUGUGGACUUAGUGUUAAAGUUGUGGUGAAGACUAACAAGAUGUUUACCAGGGAAAUGUGGAAGGAAGCUCCUUGGUUCUCUAUGGAUUUUGUUUGCUUUUCACCACAAGCCCACCGAGAUUGUGUCAUAUUGCUUUUGUCUGAAUUUUUAAUG
This is a messenger RNA of Phycodurus eques (leafy seadragon), 3327 nucleotides long. RefSeq names its product carnitine O-palmitoyltransferase 1, liver isoform-like. Bases 167 to 2524 code for a protein of 785 amino acids. Lineage: Eukaryota; Metazoa; Chordata; Actinopteri; Syngnathiformes; Syngnathidae. The transcript is spliced from 19 exons. The record is from RefSeq and is a predicted model, not a curated record. Gene Ontology annotation, biological process: carnitine metabolic process; fatty acid metabolic process. Gene Ontology annotation, molecular function: carnitine O-palmitoyltransferase activity. Gene Ontology annotation, cellular component: mitochondrion.